AUGUCGACUGUCCUCCACGUUCGUGCAGAGACCAAGCCAUUGGAGCAUCGUUCAGCGGUGACUCCCUCAGUUGCCAAAAAGCUGGUCGAAGCCGGCUACACGGUCAAUGUCGAGCGGUCUGAAUUGAGCAUCUUCAACGACUCUGAAUAUGAGGGCACUGGCGCCAAUCUUGUGCCCACGGGCUCCUGGACCGAUGCGCCCAAGGACCACAUCAUUGUGGGUUUGAAGGAAUUGCCAGAGGAAGACUUUCCUCUCAAGCACACACACGUACAGUUCGCCCACUGCUACAAAGGACAAGGUGGCUGGGACAAAGUUCUUGGCCGCUUCCCUCGUGGCAAAGGCACUCUGCUUGACCUGGAAUUUCUGGAAGACGAGCAAGGACGACGAGUUGCUGCAUUCGGCUAUCAUGCUGGCUUUGCGGGUGCUGCGCUUUCCCUUAUGGCGUGGUUGUGGCAACUCGUUCACGGAAAAGAUAAGCCCCUCCCUGGGGUCAAGGCUUACGACAAUGAGAGCCUUCUCAUCAACGAUGUCAAGAAAGCCGUCGCAGAGGGCAAGGCCAAAGCUGGUCGUUUGCCGAGAGUGCUUGUCAUCGGCGCCCUCGGCCGAUGUGGUCGAGGUGCUGUUGAUCUUUGUGUUAAGGCUGGUGUUGAGGAUAUUCUAAAGUGGGAUUUGCCGGAGACCAAGGCCAAGCCCGGACCAUACCAGGAGAUCGUGGAGUCCGACGUCUUUGUCAACUGCAUUUAUCUAUCUGCAAAGAUCCCACCGUUCAUUGACCAGCCGUCCCUCGCAUCGCCCAACCGCAAGCUGAGCGUCGUCUGCGACGUGUCCUGCGAUACCACGAACCCGAACAAUCCAAUCCCAAUUUACGACAUCAACACCACGUUCGAUCAACCGACCGUUCCUGUCAAACUCGCAGCAGAAACGAAUGACGUUCGACUCAGCGUCAUCAGCAUCGAUCAUCUGCCUUCGUUGCUUCCAAGAGAAGCGUCUGAGGCGUUCAGCAAUGCCCUACUGCCCAGUCUUCUCCAGUUGAAAGACUGGAAGACUGCUCGCGUGUGGCAGCAGGCAGACAAGCUCUUCAAGGAGAAGUGCGCGACUCUUCCAAACGGCGCCGUAGAUGGUCAUACCGAGCUGCUUGCCUCGCAAUCGUAG
Zasmidium cellare ATCC 36951 is the source of this 1152-nucleotide messenger RNA. RefSeq lists its product as uncharacterized. The transcript has 6 exons. Gene Ontology annotation, molecular function: saccharopine dehydrogenase (NAD+, L-lysine-forming) activity. The coding region runs from base 1 to 1152 and encodes 383 amino acids. Gene Ontology annotation, cellular component: cytoplasm. The record is from RefSeq and is a predicted model, not a curated record. NCBI's taxonomy places the organism in Eukaryota, Fungi, Ascomycota, Dothideomycetes, Mycosphaerellales, Mycosphaerellaceae.